Messenger RNA from Paramecium sonneborni, 1772 nucleotides. The record is from the annotation of a GenBank genome assembly. Lineage: Eukaryota; Ciliophora; Oligohymenophorea; Peniculida; Parameciidae.
AUGGAUAACUAAUUUUAUAAUUAAGACUCGUUAGCAUUUGGUUCUCCUUAACCAGUAUCAUAACUAUAACCAUCAAAAGCAAUUAAGUUUGAGAAUGUAUUUAUAUUCAUUUAUUAAUAUGAUAGGUACCUUAAAAAUAAAAUAAAUUGUAAUCUAAUGUAAGAUUCAAAGAUGCUUCAAAAAAAGUUUAGCAAGAAAAAAUAGAUUCAGUCUAAAAGAUUAGACCAUCAAGUGCAUAAAAACCAGAGAAAUUUAAACCUUCGUGGAAUGAUAAAGUUGAAUCUAAACCAAAGGCAUUUGAUAAUUUGAAAAAGAAUGAAAUAUUCAAAAUUGAAACUAAAUUAUAGAAAGAAAAAAUUGAAAGAGAAAAAGAGAAUAAAAAGAGAUAAAUAGAAAAUCCACCACCUGCAGCUGUUAAAUCAUAUGCAACAAUAAAAGAUAUAGAAUAAGCAAUUAAUGAUUGUAAUUAUUGUUAUUUUAAUUAGAGUAAUAUAAGAAAGAUGUUUCUGAUAUGAAGAAAUAAAAAAGAGAAUUAGAAUAGUUAUAAUGGAUGAUAGAAUAAGAAAAGAAAUUAAAGUCUGAGUAAAAUAAAUAAUUUGAAGAAAAAUUAAGACAGUUAAAAACACAAUAACAUCCUGAGUUAGCAUAAGAUAUUAUGAAUGCUAAAAAAAAGGGUAUGGAAAAUAAAGAAUCUCCAUAUAAAACAAAAGAAUAAAAGAAAUAUGAUAAAAAUAAGUAAUUACAAAAAAAUAUGGAUGAUAUAUAUGUGGAACCUUAAUAAAAUAAUUAUCCAAUUUGGAAAGAUGGAAUUAAUUUAAUUCAUUAUGAAACUAAAAAGCCUUUAUUACCCGGAGAAUAUGAUAAAAAUGAUUUAGAUUUAGUACCUUAAAAGUAAUGUUAAUAAUAACCAUAAUAAUAAUAAGUAAGAAUAGAUGAUAAUAAAUUAAAAAAUGAAUUGAUUGAAAUUUAAAAAAGAGAAUUAUAAAGAUAACAUGAAUUAGAUGCCUUAAUAGAUAAACAUUAAUAAUUAUUGAGAACUGAAGCUUAGAAUCCAAAUAAAUAUUAUAAAGAGAUAAAUGAAAAAUUAGAUAAAAUUAAAGGAAAAGUAGAUCCAUUAAUUAAAAAAAUAGAUAGUGUAUAAAUAGAAUAUCCAUUUACAGGACAUUUGUUAGCUAGAGGAGUAUCUAAAAUGAUUUAGGUACAUUCUGAAAGAUUAACUGAAUUACUUAUUGAUGAUUUAUUAUUUGAAAUGGUAGAUAUUCUAGAUACUUUGGAAAUGAAAAAGAAAGAGGAAGAAAGAUAGAAAUAUGAAUAAAUGGCUUUAUGUGAUUAUAUAGAGGCUGUUAAAGAUAUUGCUUUGGAUUAAGAUAAAGUUGAAUAGAAUUUCUAAUAAACUAGAUAACAAUUUAUGAGAGAUAGUAUAUAUUCAUUAAUAUAUAUAUAGCAAGACUUGAUUAAUAUGUACCUGUUGAAUAAUUGGGAAGAGAUCAAUAGUUUUAUGUCAAUCCUUUAGAUCGUUUGAGAUCAAUAGAAUUGUCAAGUGGAUUUAUUAUUAAAAUUAUGGAAGAUAGAAAAAAAAGAAUAUAAUAUAUCACUUAAGAUAAAUAAUAUUACCCUAAAAAUCUUGAAUAAUUUGACUUAGUAAUUUUAUUACUUAUAAUAAUUAGAUUACUGAAACCAUACUUGAAGAAAUGAUUUGGGAAAGAGCAGCUGCAUUAUAUUAAAGUAGUGACGAAAUGGCAGAAUAAAUAUUUAUUAAUGAAUUCAAAUGA